This is a messenger RNA of Dipodomys ordii (Ord's kangaroo rat), 1556 nucleotides long. It is a transcript of the gene Slu7, whose product is annotated as SLU7 splicing factor homolog (S. cerevisiae). Gene Ontology annotation, molecular function: pre-mRNA 3'-splice site binding. The transcript is spliced from 13 exons. Gene Ontology annotation, cellular component: spliceosomal complex. The record is from RefSeq and is a predicted model, not a curated record. Gene Ontology annotation, biological process: mRNA splicing, via spliceosome. Bases 87 to 1556 code for a protein of 489 amino acids. NCBI's taxonomy places the organism in Eukaryota, Metazoa, Chordata, Mammalia, Rodentia, Heteromyidae.
AGCCGGAAGUAAACAUCGGCGGCUGGGUUUCCUGGUCUGUCGGCGAGCGGUUGCGUGGGGAGCUCCCGACCGGAAGCCAGUUCACCAUGUCGUCGGCAGCUGUGGAUACAGUUAAUGCCACGCCCCUGUCGGGGUCCAAAGAACUGAGUUUAGAGGAACCAAAGAAGAUGACUCGAGAGGACUGGAGGAAGAAGAAGGAGCUAGAAGAACAGCGGAAGCUGGGUAAUGCUCCUGCAGAAGUGGAUGAAGAAGGAAAAGAUAUCAAUCCACACAUCCCUCAGUAUAUUUCUUCAGUACCGUGGUACAUCGAUCCAUCGAAAAGACCCACCUUAAAGCACCAGAGGCCACAACCCGAGAAACAGAAGCAGUUCAGUUCAUCUGCAGAAUGGUACAAGAGGGGCGUGAAAGAGAAUUCCAUAACCACCAAGUACCGCAAAGGCGCCUGCGAGAACUGUGGGGCCAUGACGCACAAGAAGAAGGACUGCUUUGAGAGACCCAGACGAGUUGGGGCCAAGUUUACUGGGACUAACAUAGCGCCAGAUGAGCACGUCCAGCCUCAGCUCACAUUUGACUACGACGGGAAGAGAGAUCGCUGGAAUGGCUACAAUCCAGAGGAACACAUGAAAAUCGUGGAAGAGUACGCCAAAGUCGACCUAGCAAAACGAACGCUGAAAGCCCAGAAAUUACAAGAAGAAUUAGCCUCAGGAAAAUUAGUGGAACAGGCUAAUUCUCCAAAACAUCAGUGGGGAGAAGAGGAACCAAAUUCUCAGACGGAAAAAGAUCACAACAGUGAAGAUGAGGAUGAAGAUAAAUAUGCAGAUGAUAUUGACAUGCCUGGACAGAAUUUUGACUCUAAGAGGCGAAUUACAGUCCGGAACCUAAGGAUUCGAGAAGAUAUUGCAAAAUAUUUGAGAAAUUUAGAUCCAAAUUCUGCCUACUAUGAUCCCAAAACUAGAGCGAUGAGAGAAAAUCCCUACGCCAAUGCAGGGAAGAAUCCAGAUGAAGUGAGUUAUGCAGGCGAUAACUUCGUCAGAUACACAGGAGAUACCAUUUCCAUGGCUCAGACACAGUUGUUUGCCUGGGAGGCGUAUGACAAGGGCUCGGAGGUGCACCUGCAGGCAGAUCCCACGAAGCUGGAGCUCUUGUAUAAGUCCUUCAAAGUCAAGAAGGAAGACUUCAAAGAACAGCAGAAAGAAAGCAUCCUGGAAAAGUAUGGUGGCCAAGAACAUCUGGAUGCUCCUCCAGCUGAGUUGCUCUUAGCCCAGACGGAAGACUACGUGGAGUACUCACGGCAUGGGGCGGUCAUCAAGGGGCAGGAGCGGGCCGUGGCCUGCUCCAAGUAUGAAGAGGACGUGAAGAUCCACAACCACACGGCACUGAACGCCGAGGAGGCCCGCCUACUCCAUGUCAAGGAGAUCUUACAAAUUGACGAGAGAAAGCGGCCAUACAACAGUGUAUAUGAAACUCGAGAGCCCACGGAGGAGGAAAUGGAGGCCUACAGAAUGAAACGUCAGAGGCCAGAUGACCCCAUGGCCUCUUUCCUGGGCCAGCAGUAA